Messenger RNA from Cyanidioschyzon merolae strain 10D, 1050 nucleotides. RefSeq lists its product with no specific name. The transcript has a single exon. The record is from RefSeq and is a predicted model, not a curated record. Bases 1 to 1050 code for a protein of 349 amino acids. Gene Ontology annotation, molecular function: pyridoxal phosphate binding; catalytic activity; molybdenum ion binding. NCBI's taxonomy places the organism in Eukaryota, Rhodophyta, Bangiophyceae, Cyanidiales, Cyanidiaceae.
AUGAGGUGCGAAACGCGAGCUGUCGUUACUGGACUCUUUGUGUACCCCAUAAAGUCGUGUCGAGGUAUCGCCAUAGAGCAGAGCGCGCUCAGUCUUACGGGUUUGGCUUACGAUAGGCUCUACGUCAUCGGUCGCCCCGGGGUAGAGGACGGAGGCCGUACGGCGCGCUUCGUGUCUCAAAGACAAGAGCCGCAGCUAUGCCAGCUUGUUCCCGAGCUCGACCUCGAGAGCAGCACCUUGAGGGUGCGCUCGAAGGUAAGACCCGAGCUGGAGCCGCUGGAGCUGCCAUUGGAGGUGUCCAAGGAACGCACCGCCGACACUCAAGUGCGCAUCUGGAGCGACAUCGUACCCGCAAUCGACUUUGGCGGUGAAGACUGGUUCGCUGCUGCGCUGGACGAUCAACUGUCGUAUCCAGUUCAUAUCUACCGAAUGCCGGCGACGUUCGAGCGGACUGUUGACCCGGAGCGGGCGUUCCUGUCGCCGUCAUUCGACAGCGUGGUGGGCUUUGCCGACGCGUUUCCCGUAUUGCUAACCUCGAUGCAGUCGCUUGCGGAGUUAAACCGACGAAUAGCUUCUCAGUCUGGGGUGGCCCACCAAGUGCCCAUGAGUCGCUUCAGACCAAAUAUUGUCAUUGACGCGCUGCCGCUCAAUGAGGAACGAGUCUCAGCAGUGCAGCGCAGGUCUCUGGAGCCCUUCGAGGAGGACACCUGGAAACGAAUCCAAAUCGGAGAGCAGGUCACGCUUCUAGUCGCGAAGCCUUGCAGUCGUUGCCGAAUCACGACGACAGAUCAGGAUACCGGCCGGGUAGAUGAUGCAUUUCGGGAGCCGCUGCGCACCCUAGAAACUUUUCGCAAACAACCCCUUGGGCUGAUAUUUGGUCAGAAUUUGGCACCGGAAUACCCACGGCGAUCUGGACAGCUUCUUCGUGUCGGUGAUGUAGUGCAGGUGCUCGAGUGGCAGACCAACGAUUCUUCACCGUGGUGGUGGCAGCGGCUCUAUCGCGGUUUCUGGGGACGUGCGUCCCGCCCUGAGCGUCCAACGGCGUCGUAG